AUGGACAUGCAGGAUCUAGCCAGUCCUCACAGCCGUGAAUCCCCUAAUGGUCCCAGACUCGACAACUCCCAUAUCAAUACCAAUUCCAUGACCCCCAAUGGCACUGAAGGUGAUAACAUCACAAUGCUCACCACAGCUGACUGGUUGUUAAGCUCUAGCUCACAGUCGGCUGCAGUUAAAACAGAACCAAUGAGCAGCAGUGACAUCACCACCCCAGUAGCCGACGCCUCCCUAGACAGCUUCUCAGGAUCAGUUAUUGGAACCAGUGGCUACAGCCCAAGACAAACACACCAGUUCUCCUCUCAGAUUUACCCUUCCAACAGACCGUAUCCACAUAUUCUCCCUACUCCUUCAUCCCAAAAUAUGGCUGCGUACGGUCAGACACAGUACACCACAGGAAUGCAGCAGGCCGCAGCCUAUGCUAGCUACCCCCAGCCUGGACAACCCUACGGGAUACCUGCCUAUGGCAUAAAGACAGAGGGCGGACUGAGCCAGUCCCAAUCCCCUGGACAGGCAGGCUUCCUCAGCUACAGCUCUGGUUUCAGCACCCCUCAGACGGGCCAGGCUCCAUACAGCUAUCAGAUGCCAGGUGGCACGUUCACAACCACGUCAGGACUGUACGCAGGAAGCAACUCCCUCACAAACUCAACUGGCUUCAAUAGUACACAACAGGACUACCCGAGCUACCCAGCGUUCGGCCAGGGCCAGUACGCCCAGUAUUACAACAGUUCUCCCUACACCUCCCCCUAUAUGACCAGCAACAACACCAGUCCCACCACCCCCUCCACCACAGCCACCUACACCCUCCAGGAGCCCCCCCUGACCAGCCAGGCCCUCACGGACCCCCCAGCAGUCGAGUACAGUACCAUCCACAGUCCUUCAACGCCCAUUAAAGAUUCAGAAUCGGAUCGAUUGCGGCGUGCCUCGGAUGGAAAGUCACGUGGCCGAGGGAGAAGGAACAACAACCCUUCACCACCGCCGGACUCUGACCUUGAGAGAGUGUUCAUCUGGGACUUGGAUGAGACCAUCAUCGUUUUCCAUUCCUUGCUCACAGGGUCUUACGCUAACAGAUACGGCCGGGAUCCCCCGACGUCUGUGUCACUAGGACUGAGGAUGGAAGAGAUGAUAUUUAACUUGGCAGACACGCACUUAUUCUUCAACGACUUGGAGAACACAGUGUACAUGAGUCAUGAGGAGCGUUGUCUAAUUCACAUGGAGCAGAACACAGUGUACAUGAGUCAUGAGGAGCGUUGUCUAAUUCACAUGGAGCAGAACACAGUGUACAUGAGUCAUGAGGAGCGUUGUCUAAUUCACAUGGAGCAGAACACAGUGUACAUGAGUCAUGAGGAGCGUUGUCUAAUUCACAUGGAGCAGAACACAGUGUACAUGAGUUGA
Messenger RNA from Salvelinus namaycush (lake trout), 1395 nucleotides. Its product is annotated as eyes absent homolog 1-like. The record is from RefSeq and is a predicted model, not a curated record. Gene Ontology annotation, molecular function: protein tyrosine phosphatase activity. Bases 1 to 1395 code for a protein of 464 amino acids. Gene Ontology annotation, cellular component: nucleus. NCBI's taxonomy places the organism in Eukaryota, Metazoa, Chordata, Actinopteri, Salmoniformes, Salmonidae. Gene Ontology annotation, biological process: negative regulation of extrinsic apoptotic signaling pathway in absence of ligand; anatomical structure development; cell differentiation. The transcript has 12 exons.